AUGAAUCAAAUAACUGAAGAUUUCCGAAAAUUGCGGCUAAAACCGACGAAAGAAAGGAAAGGGCAACAGGAGGAACUGAUCGAGCUGAAUUCGCAAAACGCGGUGAACUCUCGAGGCACCGAGGGAAAAUGGCUGAAAUUCGUUGUCAUCUCGGACACACAUGAGAAGUUGGUGAAAAUACUGGAUAAAAUCCCUCGUGGCGAUGUCCUCAUUCAUUGCGGGGAUUUCACGAAUUAUGGCGGCUCGGCGGCGGUGAGCAAAUUCAACGAGUUGCUCGGCAAAUUGCCUCAUCAACACAAAAUUGUCAUCCCUGGGAACCAUGAAUAUGGAUUUGAUACAAGGGAAAGCGCUAGAGAAUACGUCACGAGGGUGACAACGAAAAACCCCAGAGAGUUGCUCACGAAUUGCACAUUAUUGAUGGAUGAGUCAAUAGAGAUCUCGGGUAUCAAACUCUAUGGCAGCUCUUGGCACAUUCUGCACGGGUUCCCUUUUUAUUGUGAACCCGGAGCAGAGAUUCGGGAGAAAUGGGCGAAAAUCCCGAACGAUGUCGAUGUGUUGAUCACACAUGAACCGCCUAGGGGAUUUCUUGAUAAAGGACUUCGCGGACAGACCUACGGAGACGUUGAACUGCUGCACGCGGUUGAGGCGCGGAAUCCAAAAUUCCACGUCUUUGGCCAUAUUCACGAGUGUUAUGGAGCGAUGACGAAUGGGAAAACCACAUUCAUCAACGCGGCUCAAUUGGAUCGAUCAAUGCAAACGGAAUACGCAUUCUACCUCUCACCCGACGAGAGGAAACCGAAAUGGGCACAGAUUCCCGCAGAUGUCGAUAUUUUGAUCACUCAUGGACCUCCUUUAGGAUACCUUGAUGCACGUGCGAAAGACCAACACUACGGUGAUGAACAGCUGCUGGAAGCUGUUGAACAGCGAGACCCAAAAUUUCACGUCUUUGGCCACAUUCACGAAUGCUAUGGGGCAAUGACAAAUGGUCGGACAAUUUUUGUGAACGCAGCUCAAUGCGAUCGAUCAAUGCAAACUGGUCGAUUACCUAUCGUUUUCUACAUAAGAAUACCAGAAUCG
Messenger RNA from Mesorhabditis belari, 1077 nucleotides. Lineage: Eukaryota; Metazoa; Nematoda; Chromadorea; Rhabditida; Rhabditidae. The record is from the annotation of a GenBank genome assembly.